ACAUUUUUCAUCUUUCACUGCUGCUUUUCAGAAGCGUCAGAUCUGCAUUCGCCUUCUCACAUGAAAGCGCCUUAUUAAAACGAAGCUGACCGCUUAUUAUUUCUUAUACAUUAUAACUAACUGGCCUUUGUGAGUUUCGGCGGAGCGCCGUGAUGAAUUUCUCCCUCCGUCACACAGGCGGGCGGACUAAAGCUCUGCUGCUCGUGCUAGCCUGAUCGCUGCUAACGGGCCUGAAAAACCCCGGUCUGAUCUCUAGAGUCCGAUCUAAACAUCUGGCUGAGCUGUAAUCAGAUCCUCCUGCGGAGUAAAGGAGAGAAGAGAGGAUGGCUGGCCGUCUGAGCGCAGAGGAGGAGCAGGCCACUAAGCAGUUUUUGGAGGAGAUCAAUAAAUGGACAUCCCAGCAUGGAGUCUCACCAUUAUCCUGGGACGUGGCAGUAAAAUUUCUGAUGGCCCGCAAGUUUGACGUCCUGCGAGCCAUCGAGCUUUUCCACAGCUACAGGGAGACUCGUUUGAGAGAGGGAAUAGUCAAACUUCAGCCACACGAGGAGCCGUUACGCUCUGAGCUGCUGAGUGGGAAGUUCACCGUAUUGGGUGUCCGGGACCCGUCUGGAGCAUCCAUCGCCCUGUACACGGCUAAACUGCACCAUCCCAGCAAAACGGGGAACCAUGUAGUACUGCAGGCACUGUUUUACCUCCUGGACCGAGCCGUGGAGAGUUUUGAGACUCAGAGAAACGGACUGGUCUUCAUUUACGACAUGGCUGGAUCCAACUACACUAACUUUGAACUGGACCUGAGCAAAAAGAUCCUCAACCUGCUCAAGGGUGCAUUCCCAGCACGGCUGAAGAAAGUGCUCAUCCUUGGAGCUCCUGUGUGGUUUAGAGUGCCAUAUAACUUACUGAGCCUGUUACUGAAGGAGAAGCUCAGAGAACGGGUUCAGAUGGUGAAGAUGGCCGACCUACGGCAACACCUCCCCAGAGACUGUUUACCUGAACACCUGGGCGGCUGUCUGCCUCUGGACGUGCACAGCUGGAACCUGCAGCUGCUGUCUGAGCAGAACGGGCGUGUGGACCCAGUGGACGAGCUGGUGGGGAUUCCCCUGGAGAACACCUCCAUACACAUGCCUGGACCCGAGGGAAUGGGUCUGCCUGAGCUCAUGGCCCACCUGAACCGGGCCCAGCGCAGCGGAAUCUACCUUGAAUAUGAGGAGCUUCGCCGAGAACAGCCACCUGGAACGUUCACCUGUGCUUUGGCUGCUCACAAUCAGGAGCGGAAUCGCUAUGGCGACGUACUGUGCCUCGAUCAAACUCGCGUGCGACUCAAAGCGAGAAGAAACGAGAGAUCAGACUACAUAAACGCCAGCUUCAUGGAUGGAUACAAACAGAAAAACGCAUAUAUUGGGACACAGGGUCCGCUGGAGAAAACCUACGGAGAUUUCUGGAGAAUGGUUUGGGAGCAAAGUGUCCUCCUCAUCGUCAUGACAACCAGGCUGGAAGAAGGAGGCAGAAGGAAGUGUGGACAGUACUGGCCCCAAGAGGAGGGCGGUCAGGAGGUGUACGGACACAUCGCUGUGGUCAAUCAUAGAGUGGACAACCAUGCGCAUUACAACCAAACCACACUAGAGCUACACAACACAGAGACAUUUGAACAGAGGCAGGUGACUCACUUCCAGUUCCUCAGCUGGCCUGAUUACGGGGUCCCUUCCUCUGCUGUGUCUCUCAUUGACUUCCUGUGGGCCGUGAAACAUCAGCAGCAGUGGGCGGUCGAGGCUUUCGGGUCACAGUGGAGGGGUCAUCCACUCGGGCCACCCAUGGUGGUUCAUUGCAGUGCUGGAAUCGGCAGGACUGGUACGUUUUGUGCAUUGGAUAUCUGUCUGUCCCAGCUGCAGGAUGUUGGGACUCUAAACGUUUGUCAGACGGUGCGACGGAUGAGAACGCAGCGUGCCUUCAGCAUCCAAACACCCGAGCAGUACUAUUUCUGCCACACGGCAAUCCUUGAGCACGCCCAGAGACAGGGCCUGCUCUCUGCCAAUCAGUGAGCAACAAGGGCCCCUCUUAGCCAAUCAGAGACAGACAGAGCCAAAUCUCAGCCAAUCAGUGAGAUACAGGUCCUGCUCUCGUCCAAUCAUGAAAGACAGGGCUUGUUUUCUUACCCGUGGGCAGACCAAUCACAAUGACUGCGUCUUUGUCAGUAGCCAAUCAACUGCCUGAUUUACCAUGACUGAUCCAGACCAGUUAUUUCAAAAUUAUUUCCUUUAACGAUUGGCAGCCUAUAUAGUAACCAUAAAAGACUCUGCUGUAAAGGGACACCUGUAAGUGUUCAGUGGUCUAGCUGUUAUGUAGUUUUCAUAUUCUGUGACUGCAGUUUAUUCAGUGAAUUUUGUCAAAAUGUUCAAAAUUCACGUAUUUCACAAGAAGCUUCAAAUUUGCUUAAAUAUAAAUUGACAAAAGCCAGAACUGGAUGUACACAAACAUUUCUUUUUCCUGAGAAAUAACUGUAAAAAUGACAAAAGAUUCACUAUAAAACUUUUCAAGGGAUAGUUCACACCCAAAAGAUAGUUCUGUCACCAUUUACUCAUCCUCAUGUCGUUCCAAACCCAGAUUUCUUUCUUCCAUGGAAUGCAAAAUUCACUUGUAUGGACAGAAGAUGCAAUGAAAGUGAAUGGUGACUGAGGCGAAUAUGUAGUCUCACAUCUCCUUUUGUGUUCCAUGGAUGAAAAAGUCAUACAGGUUUGGAACAACAUAAGGGUGAGUGAUGCCAGAAGUUUCAUUUUUGAUAAACCUUUGAGUUAUUUACACUUUGUACUAGUUUUGUCUGUUAAUAUUGUACUAAUAAUCUGUUUAAAUUUCUAUCUAAAAGCAUGUAAAGUGCAUUUAGAUCACUUUUUAUUUUGUUGUGGGGUGAAAGAGUCUUUGCUCCACUGAGUUCAUAUUGAAUUUGGCUGUAGUGAAACAUCUGAACACACUCCCGAUGAUUCCAGGAUCUGCAGUCUUGCCUUAGUGGGCACAAAAUGUGACCAAUUUUAUUUUUCUAUUAUAACCAAGUUUUAUGUCCUUAAUUAUUACUCUACUUCCAAAUAUAUACAGUACAUAAAUUAUAUUUUCUUUUAUAUUCGAUUUUAUCUCAUAUUUCUUUCUUGUUCAUUAUGUCAAUUAAACUAACCUAUAAUGUCAAUAUCAAUAUGUUUGCAACAGUUCUAUAAGUGACCAAGUGCUUUUGAGUACUAAGUAGCUAAAGAGCCUUAUUCUGGACAUGUACGUAUGGAUUGUGAGAGAUGUUUAUGUUGACGAUGCCUUAGUGUCCCGCUCUCUCUCAGAAUCGACCUGUGCUCAAACUGCAAUGUUAUUUGAGCAAAACCAAAUCAAAAUCAUGUGUUUUAAAGUUUAAUAAAUGGAAAGAACUAUCUAUUGAUUGUGUUUUAAUUCCAAUCUCAGACUAUAACAGAAAAAGUAAUUACAUUACUAAUUACUUUUAAGUCAAUAAAUUCAAAAUAAUGUCGAUUUUCUCAUUGUUCAUUGUCAGACACCCAUCAGCUGUCACAGAAAUGCAAACAGACGUACAUAUGAAUUCACAUUUUAAUUGUAUUAUUAUUAGAAAUAUUUGUAACCCAAGUAAUGUACUUACAAGUACUUACUUUCAUUGAAAGUCAGUAAUUGUAAUCUGAUUACAAUAAUUAAAAAUGUAAUGGGUUAAACUACUUUUUGUGACUAAAAGUAAUUACUUUGUAAUCCAAUUACACACAACACUGUUCUUCAUAAAUCUCAAUGAACUAAAAAAAUAAAGGUACUUCAUUUGUGAUGAUUAGCAAUUUAUAAUAAA
Molecule: messenger RNA, 3817 nt
Organism: Myxocyprinus asiaticus (Chinese sucker)
Lineage: Eukaryota; Metazoa; Chordata; Actinopteri; Cypriniformes; Catostomidae
Product: tyrosine-protein phosphatase non-receptor type 9-like
Exons: 13
Coding region: 324-2036 (570 amino acids)
Biological process (GO): protein dephosphorylation
Molecular function (GO): protein tyrosine phosphatase activity
Source: RefSeq, a predicted model, not a curated record